AUGAGAGAGAGAAAGUCAGCAGAAGAGAAACAAAAAGAAAAGAAAUGCAUACAUCAAAUGGUUUCCCAUUCAACACUUUCCAAAUUACCAGUAGUACUACUACUAGGUCUUUUCUAGUUCCCAACAAGGGCCUCUUUCUUGGGUUUGGGUUUGGAAAUGGACACAAAACACUACUCUAUUUCAGCAAAACGACAUUUGGUUCUACAACAAAGGGAAGAAGAAUUAGAAGGAGAAGAAGAAGAAACAGUCUGACUAAAACGACAACAAGAUUGAGUGUUAGUGCUUCGCUUUUGGAGUCUCCUGUUUUAUGGGCAGGUCGUCUUUGCAUCUUCUAUGCCCUCUUAAAGUCCGGUCUUGCCGGAUCUCUCUCUAAUCCUCUUCUUUCAGAUUUGGAAGGAAAUGGUGGGGAUGGAGUUGGAGGUGAAUCUGGUGAUAUGGGCUUCUCCAAGUGGCUAAAUAGCAUUCAAGCCAAACCAGUCAAAGAAGCAGCUGAUAGAAGGAAAUUAGUGAGCAAAUGGCAUCCCACAACAAAAGGAACACUCAAAAGGAACUAUAGGGUGCCAUCUAAAUCAGAAGGAAGGCGACUUCUCAAAGCCAUUGCAUCCUUGUUGUCCGAUGACGAUCACUUUGUAGAUGCCACUUCCCACAAGGGUUGUCAAAUUAGAAGGGAAAGCGCUCACGGGGAAAGUGUGUGUUGUAACAAUGUGAGGGCAUUGUUUGAUGAGCUCCCAACUCCACACCUAAUCGUCGAAAUCACUCCUUUUCCGGCAGGGCCGCUUACGGAAAAGGAUUACACCAAAGCAGAGAAAUUAGAGAGGGUGCUCAGAACUGGCCCUUCUGUGUGAUCCAUCUUUAGAAAUGUAUGUUUCACACUUAAGCUUUGUACGUAUGCCUCACUUGUACAUAAUGACAUUAUUGGCAUGCCUAAUGACAUACUUUUGUCAGAUUUCUUGUUUCAAUUAUUAGUAGAAAUUCAGAUAGACCUGUCUUAAGACGUUUAUCAAGGUGCCGAUAUUGGAAAACAAUUUGAAAUAUUUUGUCUGCGAAAAAA
Messenger RNA from Morus notabilis, 1051 nucleotides. RefSeq lists its product as uncharacterized. The coding region runs from base 45 to 845 and encodes 266 amino acids. The transcript has 4 exons. The record is from RefSeq and is a predicted model, not a curated record. NCBI's taxonomy places the organism in Eukaryota, Viridiplantae, Streptophyta, Magnoliopsida, Rosales, Moraceae. Gene Ontology annotation, cellular component: chloroplast envelope.